Molecule: messenger RNA, 1587 nt
Organism: Cololabis saira (Pacific saury)
Lineage: Eukaryota; Metazoa; Chordata; Actinopteri; Beloniformes; Belonidae
Exons: 3
Coding region: 212-412 (66 amino acids)
Biological process (GO): endoplasmic reticulum unfolded protein response
Cellular component (GO): endoplasmic reticulum
Source: RefSeq, a predicted model, not a curated record
CCCAGUCACGUGACGGGGUCAGCUGCCUCGCUGUUCAGCAGCUAGCCGUUAGCCGAUAGCCUUCCCCGCACCGAGCCCCGCAGAGCCUCCUCCCGCGGGACGUGUGGCCCCCGCCGCUGCUGCCCGAGCCUCCCGAGCCCCCUGAGCCCCCCGGCGGGUCCCCGGCCCCCCCUGAGCCCCCCACGGCCCCCACGGCCCGAUCAGCACCAACAUGUCGGCGGUGCAGCGGAUGAAAGUGGCGAACGAGCGACACAGCAAGACGAUCACGCAGCGGGGACACGUCCAGAAGACCUCGCGGCCAGUAAAUGAUGACAAGUCUCCGGUGGGACCGUGGCUGCUGGCCCUCUUCGUCUUCGUGGUUUGUGGAUCAGCCAUCUUCCAGAUCAUCCAGAGCAUCAGACAGGGCAUGUGAUGACGUCUGACGCCGGAGCUGAGCCUGUCACUCGGAGGGAGGGGUUUGCUGCCUUCAUGACCCCGCCCACUACACAAAUAAGCACACACAUACACACACACACACACACACACGUCUGUCUGUCAUUGUGGGGACACUUAAGUAUUUCAUGCUCCUCACCACCAUCUUUAAUUUUAUUCCCACCUGAGUCCUGGAACCAAGUCUGGACCCGCAGUUGAGAUGGGACACCGUCUCUGCACCUGAGCCCCCCCGCCCCCCAGUGUGAUGUUUUACGAUGCCAGUCCCCUCAUCCACAGCCAGACAUGAACACACACACACACACUUGUUCCUGUGGAUUUUGAACUUGUUUUCGUUUCCUCUGUAAGUCUCUGCAGAACAUUGUAUUUUAUUUUAUUUUUUACUUCCCUCACUGUUGAUGAUCACUGAUCAGGAACUGGUCGGUGCGUUGCUGUUGUCAGAUGAAGUCUUAAGCCUCCUUCCUGUCGUCCAGCCUCCCGUCGUCACGGGGGACGGACGCCGAGCUGCUUUCCGGCUCGGCGACGUAAAUCCUGCCGUGGUCUCACAACUCCAGGCUUCAGGAACCAGGCCGUGCACGAGAAGCUGUCCGUCACGUGCACAUACCUGGGGAGUGAACAGCUGUAAGACAGCUGUGAGGCGGCUUGCUGUGAGACGGCUAGCUGUGACACGGCUGUGAGACGGCUGUGAGACAGCUGUGAGACAGCUGUGAAGCUCAGUGCUUCCUGUUGAAAUUCCACAAUAAAAGCCCGGUAAAAGGCCUACUGUUUUGUUUGCAGACGCAAACAUGAUGGAAAGGUGACAUUGACAAUAUUUAUAAAGAAGCUCUGAAGUCUGGGGUGUGAUGACUUCUGGGUGACGGCCGUUCUUGAACCUGGACCUGGGCGGUUCUGCUCUUCCACAGCCUCUGAGCAGCUUCUGGCCGUCCUGACGGCAGAAACCACCAAAGCUCCAGGUGAAAAUGUGAAGCAGGAUUUGUGUUCGCCGACCCAGAAACGGCAGGCGUCCGUCUCUGCUGGACGUUUGACUGUAAAUGAAGUAUAAGGCUGAAAACGAGCCCCUGAACACCUGUACCAACAUCUGUACGAACAUCUGUACGAACCCUGCUGGACGACCCGCUCUGCUUUUCUACAAAAUAAACCUCAGAUAUUUUCUCUAAA